Molecule: messenger RNA, 616 nt
Organism: Vanessa tameamea
Lineage: Eukaryota; Metazoa; Arthropoda; Insecta; Lepidoptera; Nymphalidae
Product: aldo-keto reductase AKR2E4-like
Exons: 5
Coding region: 29-616 (195 amino acids)
Cellular component (GO): cytosol
Molecular function (GO): aldose reductase (NADPH) activity
Source: RefSeq, a predicted model, not a curated record
UUACCGCUGUAUUAAUAAACGUGACAAAAUGUAUCGUAUUUUAUAUUUUUUAGUAAUAGUGCCAGUAAUCAAUGCUGACGUGUUGCCCAAAAGUGUACUCUUAAAUGAUGGUAAAAGGAUGCCAAUUGUCUCGUUUGGUACCCUAGGAAAAACACAGGAACUAGAUAUUUUAAAAACUGCUGUGAUACAAGCUAUUGAAUCUGGAUUUAGACAAAUUGAUACAGCCGCAGCUUAUAAAAACGAAGAGCAAGUCGGUGAUGCGAUUCUUGAUGUGAUCAGUCGAGGAAUUGUGACGAGAGAAGAAUUAUGGAUUACUACGAAGUUGAACUUAGACGUCGGAAACAAAGAAGGAGUACUUCCAGCCCUUCAGGAGUCUUUGAAAAAAUUGAAAUUAGAUUAUGUAGACUUGUAUUUGGUACAUUCGCCUGAAAACCUGGUGUUAAUUCCAGAAUAUGAUUAUUUAAGUGUGUGGAAAGGAUUGGAGGAUGUUAAGAAAUUAAAUUUAACAAGAUCCAUCGGCGUUUCUAAUUUCAACAGUACCGACAUAAUGAGAAUUCUGGCAAACUCCGAAAUAGUGCCAUCUGUUAACGAAAUUGAGGUAAAACUUUUCAUUUAA